AUGGACUCACAAGUGGGUUCCACGGCCCAGCUACCUUCCAGGGCAGAGGAACGGCCAGUCGUCGUUCGUGCUUGCGACAUGUGCCGGAAGAAAAAGAUCCGCUGCGAACCUACUGCGCAAGGAUGCAGUCCUUGCACCAAAUAUGGCACAGUGUGUCAUUUUACGCCAAUUGCAAUGAAGAGGAAGCCUCGCAGACCAGCUGGCUUCAAAUACAUCGCACAGCUCGAGAAGAGACUUUUAGGAGUAGAAGCUUUGCUAGGAGACAGGUCAUUGGGAAAGCCAACUGUACCUGACAUCGGUUCGCAUAAAGAACAAACGACACCCGCGGAAUUACUUGGCACAGCGGUGUUGAACACAUCUCCCAAUGAAAGCAAUCCUUGGAUACAAAAGAGUGAGCCACAAGCUCCCUCAUCUGAACAAACGAACAAUCUAUUAGGGUUUCACCAUGGAUCUACAUUUCGAGCACCCGACCACAAUGCAACCGAUUGGUCUACGCUUGGCAGUUAUGUAACUGACCGUUUGUGGCCUCAUCCUGCUCCGGAAUUACGCCCAGUUUCUCUACCAGUGCGUCAGCAGCUACCCACAAAGGCAGUCGCUGAGGAGUUGAUUGAGGAAACUUUCAGCAACUACAAUAGGUUUCUUCCACUUUUUCAUGAGAAGGACUUCUUGAAAGAGUUUCACCUCAAGUACUCGACUUCUAAUCCUAGAGAUGCUGGUUGGUGGGCAUGCCUCAAUGUUGUGCUGUCGAUAGCGCAUCGUCUCCGCGCCAUACGAACAUUAGACCCAACACAAGAGCACAUUCUAGCUUAUGGCUAUGCUCAAAACGCCCUAAGCGUCGUCUCUGAGCUGAACGUCUCCGACCGCAGCCUCUCCGCCGUUCAGGCUCUGGCGGGUAUGGCCUGCCUUCUUCAGGGCACACCAGAUCCGGAGCCAGCCGCAAUGCUCGUGGCCGCAGCUCUACGCUUGGCCCAGAUCAUGAAUCUGCACAGAGAAUGUUCCAGUCCAGGGCUCACGGAAUCAGAAGCCGAGAAACGGAGGCGGGUGUUCUGGAAGGUGUACAUUCUUGACAAGGAUAUUAGUCUACGAACGGGCCGACCCUUUGGUCAAGAUGAUGAUGACAUGGAUGUACGUUUGCCAUCAAACGCAAAUCUUGAGCUGGGUAACCUGGACCUCUUCAACUGUCGCAUAGGGCUUGCGCUUGUUCAGGGGCAGGUGUAUAAACAAUUGUACUCAGUACGGGCUGGACGACAGACAGCGGCACAGAGAGCGAUUGCGGCACAAGAGUUGGGUUCUUUAUUAUCGUACUGGAAGUCCAGCGCGCAGCUGGAAAUACCAGAGAACUUUGCAGCAUCGUCAGGGUUUCAACUUUCAGGCGAGAUGAUACACAAGGUGGUUCUACGACUCACAUAUCUUCAUUGCCUCACAAUGAUUGAUCGCCACUUGCCCCCGAUGCCACCAUCUUUCUCCAACCAAGAGCUCAGCCGGUCCGAACCAUUGGUACCGCCCCCAGGCAGUCUAUGCGUCGCUGAGGCACGCAAAGCGAUCCGUCUUAUCGAAGCUAUUCCUCAAGGAGACUGCGCCUGUGUCUGGUAA
Messenger RNA from Trichoderma aggressivum f. europaeum, 1593 nucleotides. Its product is annotated as transcriptional regulator family: Fungal Specific TF. Bases 1 to 1593 code for a protein of 530 amino acids. The transcript has 3 exons. Gene Ontology annotation, biological process: DNA-templated transcription; regulation of DNA-templated transcription. NCBI's taxonomy places the organism in Eukaryota, Fungi, Ascomycota, Sordariomycetes, Hypocreales, Hypocreaceae. Gene Ontology annotation, molecular function: zinc ion binding; DNA binding; DNA-binding transcription factor activity, RNA polymerase II-specific. The record is from RefSeq and is a predicted model, not a curated record.